Molecule: messenger RNA, 977 nt
Organism: Olea europaea var. sylvestris
Lineage: Eukaryota; Viridiplantae; Streptophyta; Magnoliopsida; Lamiales; Oleaceae
Product: CEN-like protein 1
Exons: 4
Coding region: 145-666 (173 amino acids)
Biological process (GO): vegetative to reproductive phase transition of meristem; flower development
Source: RefSeq, a predicted model, not a curated record
AGUCCCUUUCUUGUUCCCUCUAUAAAACCUGCUCCUAGAAUUCCUCAAUCAAUCUCAUCACAGACAAACCAGACAACAGAUUUUCCUCUCAGAAGAUAAUAGGCAAAUACCCUUUUUUCUCUUCUCAAAAUCUCUGUCCUCGCCAUGUCCAGGGUUAUGGAACCACUUUCAGUAGGGAGAGUUAUAGGAGAAGUUGUUGACAAUUUCAUUCCAAGUGUGGACUUGAAUGUGACUUACAAUUCCAACAGACAAGUCUCUAAUGGCCAUGAGCUCAUGCCUGGUGUCAUUACCACUAAACCUCGCGUCGAGAUCGGCGGAGAAGACAUGAGGGCUGCUUAUACACUUGUCAUGACUGAUCCUGAUGCUCCAAGCCCAAGUGAUGCAUACUUGAGGGAACAUCUUCACUGGAUAGUUACAGAUAUCCCAGGUACUACUGAUGCUUCAUUUGGAAGAGAACUUGUGAGCUACGAGACUCCAAAUCCAGUCAUUGGCAUCCACAGAUACGUGUUCAUUCUGUUCAGGCAGAGAGCAAGAAAUUCUGUGAGGCCACCUGCUUCAAGGGAUUACUUCAACACAAGGAGUUUCGCAGGAGAGAAUGGCUUAGGUUUACCAGUGGCUGCAGUGUACUUCAAUGCACAAAGGGAGAAUGCUUGCAGGAGAAGAUGAAAAUCUGACGAAUAAUUAAUUAUAAACCAAAAUAAUGUUUCUUUUUGUUUCUUAGGUCUUGCCAUGUGUGUGCUUUCUCCUGCUAUAAUCUGUGUUCUAGUGUACUUGCAUUAUGCUAAACCCUUUACAAGGUUUAGGUCAAUGCAGGGGUCCCACAGACUUUUAGCUUUAGUUCUUAAAGGAUCUGAUGAUUAAUAGGGACAUUGAUAAAACGUUAGAAUAGGUGUGUUUUGUUGGAUUUAUGAUGGGAUUAUGAAGUGAUCCCCUAAUCUUAAGUAUCAUAAUAAUGGAAAAAUUUGUGUUUUGCUGUU